This is a messenger RNA of Lycium ferocissimum, 1293 nucleotides long. RefSeq lists its product as uncharacterized. The record is from RefSeq and is a predicted model, not a curated record. Lineage: Eukaryota; Viridiplantae; Streptophyta; Magnoliopsida; Solanales; Solanaceae. Bases 1 to 1293 code for a protein of 430 amino acids. The transcript is spliced from 2 exons.
AUGGAAGGUAAGUUAGCUGGUGAUGAGCCUUAUUACCCCUCAGAUGAAGCUGCCAGUUUUGAGACUGAUCCAGAUGACAUAUCUGAUGAUGAUGAAGGAGUAGUUGAACAAAGAGUAAAAGCAAAAAGAAGGAAGUUGACAAACAGAGUUGUGUUUGAUAAAACCUCCAAGAAAAUAGUGUGGGAAACAGGCCUCCAAUUUGAAAGUGUUAAUGAAUUUAGAACUGCUACUUACAAGUAUGCAGUCCAUGAGCAUGUUGCCAUUGAAAAAUAUAUUAAUGAACCUACAAGGGUAAGGGUUAGGUGUGUAGAGGGUUGUCCUUGGCUUUUAUUUGCUAGUCUUGACUCUAGGACUAACAACUUUGUGGUGAAGACCUAUAAUCCAAUUCACAUGUGUGACCCUACCAAUAGGAACAAGCUUUGCAAUACCAAAUUCUUAUCUAGUCACUAUAAUGAGAGAAUAAAGGAACAACCAAACAUUAGGAUUUUUGAGUUGCAGCAGCUCAUUAAGAAAGAGUUGGAUCUUUAUGUUGGUAGAACUGUGUGUAGAAGAGCAAGAAACAAGGUUUUAGCUGAGUUGAGGGGUGACCAUGUUUUGGAGUUUGGGAGGAUUUUAGAUUAUAGGGAUGAGUUGUUAAGAUCAAAUCCAGGUAGUACAUGUGUAGUUAGGCUUAGUGAUGAGACAUUUGAAGGUGGAAAAAAAAUGUUUAGAGGAUUCUACAUAUGUUUUGAUGCAAUGAAGAAGUCAUACUUAGCUGGUUGUAGGAAGUGCAUUGGUUUGGAUGGUUGCUUUUUAAAGGGAAUCUCAAAAGGUCAAUUACUUGUUGCUGUUUGUAAAGAUGGAAACAAUCAGAUGAUGCCACUGGCCUGGGCAGUAGUUGAGGUUGAGAACAAGCACAAUUGGACUUGGUUUAUCAGAAUUUUAAAGGAAGAUCUUCAGCUGGGAGAUGGGACAGACAUGGCUGUUAUAACAGAUAUGCAGAAGAGCAACUCGCCCAAUGUUGAACAUAGAAUGUGUGCUAGGCAUGUUUUAGCCAAUUGGUCCCAAAAAUACAGAGGCCUUGAGAGGAAGAAUUGCUUCUGGAGGUAUGCAAACUCAACUUUUGAGUCUCAGCUGAAUGAGAACUUAGACUGCAUGAAACUGUUGGGAGAAGAAUGCCUUGAUAAGUUGAUGUACUACAACCCUGAAAGGUGGAGCAAGGUUUACAUGAAAUAUACCACAAAGUGUGACAUUAUAGACAACAACAUGGCUGAAUGUUUCAACUCUUGGAUACUGGCCGCAACAAAACUGUAA